CCAAAAAAAAAAAACCCCUGUAAUUAUAAAUCAACUCAACGUUGAACCUCUGAACGAAGUUUGGGGAUGGGAACAGGCCGCUGAUUCAAAAGAUCACAGACUACAGAGAUAGCAUGGGGGCAGGAAGAAGAACGCAAACAUUUUUUGCUGCUGAGUCGUGGGCUCCCUUGCCCGGAAAUGGUUCUCUCCCCACUAGGAACUUGGACAAAAAAGACUUGGGUGGAGCUAUUUUUGGUUGCAAGCAUAAUACCAUGCCAGAGUGUCUCACUAAGCAGUUAUUUGGCUUGCCACAUGGGCAUUUCUCCUAUGUGAGAAAUAUUGGAGAAGGUCUUCCUUUAUUCCUGUUCAAUUAUAGCGAUCGCAAACUCCAUGGCAUCUAUGAGGCUGCAAGCAAUGGCCGAAUGUCAUUUGAUGCCUAUGCAUGGACUGAUGGUGGCAGUGAGAGGACACCAUAUCCUGCUCAGGUAUACAUUCGUACUAGGACUCAGUGCCAACCACUGACCGAAAAUCAGUUCAAGACAAUAAUUCAGGACAACUAUUUUGCUGGUAGUCACUUUUGGUUCGAGCUGGAUCAUGCACAAACAAGAGGCCUAAUUGCGCUUUUUAAACCUUCUCCUCAUAUGCCAAUUGUUAAAGAACUUUUCCCUCCAUUACCAGCCAAAAAGCUUGCUCCCAAGAAAGAACUUGUUACACAACCGCCACCAACUAAAUGGAAGGCAGUUGAAAAUAAGGAAUAUCCAAAUGCUGAGGCAAGAUAUAUUAAUUUCGAAGAUGUGGAUUCCAAAGGCAGAGUCUCAGAUUGGGAAGACCUGUCGGAGAAUAACAUGCACAAAUUAGGUUCAGGUUCUAAUUCUGGUAAUGGGGCAUAGUUGGCUACUGAGCGUGAACAUCUAAAGUCAUCUUCCAGUGGAGAAAAUUCAACAUGGUCGGAUUAUAAUUAUGUAAAUGCUGAACCAGUGUCAAUUCCGACCUCAUCUGAUAUUAAUUAUGCAAAUGAGCUUGAACAUUUAAAGUCAUCUUCUAGUGGAGAAAAUUCAAUAGGGUCUGAUUACAAUUAUGUAAAUGCGGAACAAGUGCCAAUUCCAGCCUCAUCUGAUGUUAACUAUGCAAAUGGAGAGGAUGUGGAAAAGCUGAGCAGUUCUGGCAUUAUCCAUGGCAGUGAUGAGGUUGUAAAUAGCAGGUUGGUGCGAGCCCUUGAAGAACUAGAAGAGCGGACUUCAAAUUUAGAGAAGCAGCGGGCUGAGCAAGAUCGAGAGUUGGAACUACUAAGGAAUGAAUUCAUGGAUGCAGGGAAAAAGGUCCAACUUCUGCAGGAUCGUAUAAAAGAGCUUGAAGCGAAGUCUAUUCCUCUAGUUGAUGAUUCUCUUGAUGACAAAUCCUUCAAAAAAUCUUUUUGUCCAGAAGAUAAAAUUUACCUAAUUGGAGGUUUUGAUGGCUAUUCAUGGUUAUCGUCUUUAGACUGUUUUUCUCCGUCAUUCAAUACCAUAACACCUCUGAAGUCCAUGAGCUCUGAUCGAUCAUAUGCAUCUGCUGUUGCAUUAGACGGUAUGCUUUAUGUUUUUGGUGGUGGUGAUGGCAACUUAUGGUUUGACUCAGUUGAAUGUUACAAUUGGAGACAUGAUGAGUGGACCUUGUGUCCUUCGAUGAAACGUCAGAGAGGAAGUCUAGCUGGAGCCACUUUGAAUGGGAAAAUAUUUGCUAUCGGGGGAGGAAAUGGUGUAGAAUGCUUUCCAGAUGUUGAGAUGCUUGACCCAGAACAGGGAAGAUGGAUCAGCAACCAAUCAAUGCUUCAUACACGGUUUGCACCUGCUGCAGCAGAACUUAAUGGUGUGAUAUAUGCUUUUGGUGGAUACGACGGAAAGGCAUACUUGAGGUCUGCUGAAAGAUUUGAUCCCCGGGUAGGCAGUUGGACCGAAGUCCCAAGCAUGAACGUUAGAAGAGGCUCUCAUUCUGUUGCAGUUCUAAAUGAGAAAAUAUAUUGCAUGGGAGGAUAUAACGGCGACGAGAUGGUUUCAAGCCUUGAAAUAUUUGAUCCUCGUCUGGAUUCUUGGGUGAUGGGUGAACCGAUGAAUUCUGAGAGAGGAUAUGCUGCCACAUCAGUCUUUGGUAAUUCCAUAAUCUCCAUAGGUGGUGUCAAAGACGAUGAAGUUAUUGUAGAUACGGUGGAAUGUUACAGAGAGGGAUCUGGGUGGACCACCACCGGAUGGAAUGCCAUUGGAAAAAGGUGCUUUUGUUCUGCCAUUGUGUUGUGAGCUUUGUUGCAUAAUGGCAGCCAUGUUUUUUACUUUUUUUUUUUAACAAAUAACUUUAACUUCUCAGUGGCAUUUGUGUAUAUUUAGCAAGUUGUGCAGUCUGAAUGUGUAUAUUAAAGCAACACAAGUGUUGGCCUAUGGAAAGUAUCUACUGCGGAUGGGUUUGGUUCUGUGAUGAAACAUUUGAAUAUGCGAGGAUAUCUCAUGAUCAUCUAUGUAAUAUUUGCUGGCUGGGAAUGUUAUUACAGUUUAUGAGGUUUUACUU
Messenger RNA from Asparagus officinalis (garden asparagus), 2517 nucleotides. Its product is annotated as kelch-like protein 8. Gene Ontology annotation, biological process: response to endoplasmic reticulum stress. Gene Ontology annotation, molecular function: protein binding. The record is from RefSeq and is a predicted model, not a curated record. Lineage: Eukaryota; Viridiplantae; Streptophyta; Magnoliopsida; Asparagales; Asparagaceae.